AUGAAAUCGAUGUUAGUCCGGAAAAUAUUACUGAUUCUCAUAGUUCCGUCCUUGGCUCAAGCUCUAGGAUGGGCAGGCUGGUCAUCGUGGACCUCCUGCUCUCGAAGUUGUGGCGGAGGAGUUUCUCAGCAGCUUCGCAGAUGUUUGGAUGAGAAGUGUUCGGGACACUCAGUUCGUUAUAGAGUUUGCAAUGUUGCUGAUUGUUAUAAACCCAGUCGAGCUGAGCGAGACACAGUUUGUAGUGGACAAAUAAUUUUAUCUCGUCAACAGUGUGAAGUCGUUUGUCGUUCAAGAAAUACGGGCACGAGCUUUUUAUGGCGGGUAACUGAUGGGACUCCCUGUCAGGCAGCUUCGAGUCGUGCAGUUUGUAGUCAAGGAUCAUGUCAGGUUGUUGGGUGUGAUGAUGUAAUAGGAUCUUCACUUCGAUUCGAUGCUUGUGGUGUUUGUGGAGGUCGCGGGGAUACUUGUGACAGUGCUCAAUUUGUUUGGAAAGAAUCUGGUGAAUUCACACCAUGUGCUGGAUCAUGUGGAGAUGCAGCCGCUAGCUUUCAUAACGGGAGAGAUAUUCGAGAAUCACAUUCCAUAACUGUUUGUGUGAACUCAAAUACAGGACGUGUAGUACCAGAACGGCUUUGUGCUGAUCGGAAAAAACCCAUUUCUAUCACAAGACCCUGUCCUCCGUUGAUAUGUCCUAGCAAUUGGCUAUCGUCCGAUUGGACAGAAUGUUCACCGGCGUGUGGUAGUGGUCGAAGAACUCGAUCGGUUUAUUGCGUACAUCAAACUACAACUCACUCUGUCAGUGUUCCGGAUAGCUUCUGUCAAAAUCAAACAAAACCAACCUCGGAGGAAGUUUGUUCCACAGAAACUUGUGGAAGAUGGGAAACGGGACGUUGGAGUCGAUGUUCCGCCAGUUGUGGUCAGGGGAUUCGUCGUCGAACGGUGGAGUGCGUUGGAGGUACUGACUGUUCUGUACUUCUCCGGCCUCCCUCUGAAACACAGUGCUAUACAGGAAUCCCGUGUCAUAUAGGGCCUAACAUACAUGAACCGCAAGCUUGGGUGUCUCAGGAACAGAACUUGGAUUGGAAUGACCGACGAUAUCUGGAUGGAACUUCGUUCAAUCCAAUGGAGCAGAACUCCCAUGGACCGAGGAUAAUACCUGGUCCGUGGUCCGCUUGCUCAGCAACAUGUGGACCUGGAGUUGAAAGCAGAGCCGCCGAAUGCAUGGCUCUUCAUCCAAUUACUGCUAACCUCAUCAAAUUACCCAUGUCGGAAUGUGCUUCUCUCACUCAACCUCUAUUAUUCCAACCAUGCGAGGUACGAGCAUGUCCGCUACAAGAGGAUUCUAAAGUAAUGACGGAUACAUCACCAUUCAAAUGGGAACAUGGUGAAUGGACACAGUGUUCAGCCUCUUGUUUGGGAGGAAAGCAAAAAGCUGCAUUGAAAUGCAUAGCUACAGCAACUGGGCGUCCAGUUGCUUGGUCUCAAUGCGAUGCCCGCACAAGACCCCCUGAGAAGGUUCGUGCUUGCAACCAGCAAGCAUGUCCUCCUAUGUGGCAGGUUGGUCCUUUCGAUUCUUGUUCAACCAGUUGUGGUGGAGGCACUAGUAGCCGUUCAGUAAAAUGUGUAAGACCAGUUAGCAGAAGUGGAGGGGCCGAUGCUCAUAUAGUUCUAGCAGAUUCUGACUGCUCAUUACCAAAGCCAGCAGAAGCCCAAGAGUGUGCAGCUUCAGCUUGUCCCCCAACUUGGAUUACAGGAGAAUGGACUGAGUGUUCAGCUUCUUGCGGAUCGGGCGAGCAACGUCGUCGAGUAUCUUGUGAAGGAAGAGAUGGCCGAGGACGCCGUCAAAGACGAACAGAGAAAGAAUGUCCAGGAGAAAAGCCGAUUUCCAUUCAAAUGUGCAGUUUGGGUUCGUGUGAAAAGCCGCAAUUAUACAGCAAUCGAGUAUUUGAACAAAAUGCUUCGGAAAAAAAACUUACUCUCGGAAUCGGAGGCGUUGCAACUUUGUUCCAAGGCACUAGUAUCAAAAUCAAAUGUCCUCGUAAAAACUUCGACAAAAAACGAAUUUACUGGACUAAAAAUGGGAAGAAAAUUCGCAAUGAUGCCCACAUUAAAGUUUCCUCCAACGGAAAUCUACGUAUUUUCCAUGCACGUCUGGAAGAUGCUGGUGUUUAUGAAUGUUUCACUGAUUCUCUACAAGGAAAUGUCACUCUGCGUUUCAAAUACCGCGAUGAGAAAGAGCAUGUUUUGUCUCCUUCUGAAAUGAUGAGACCUCAGACAGUCAGCAAGCCUUCCACUGUUAAUACAUCAAUCAUCGAAGCUUUGUUAGCUGCCAGUAGUGACGCGGAUGUGACCUCAGAACUUCAAAAGCAUCGAGACAUCAUUCAAGCAGAAUGGGAUAUCGGACAUUGGGCAGACUGUAAGCAAACGACUUGCUCAGUUGCUGGAUAUCAAGCCCGUGAAGUUCGGUGCACAGUUUCUAUUGAUAAAGGAAGUCGCAAAAAAGCCGACGAGAGCAUCUGUAUCGCUCUAGUCUCCAAUAGACCCCCCGAAACACGUCCGUGCCAUCGAGAAAAUUGUCCACGCUGGGAAGCGGAAGAUUGGACUGAGUGCGCACAGUCCAAAUGUCUCCGUGAUGGUAUCGCUCUUCAAAAACGCAAUGUUCAAUGUGCUCUUAUGAAUGGAACCGAAGUAGAUCCUGAAAGAUGCGAUAGAAUAUCUAAGCCAAAAACUAAGAGAGAAUGUCCAAGCUCUGCAUGCAAAGCAGAAUGGAGAACUUCUGAUUGGAGACCGUGUUCCUCUACUUGUGGUACAGGUGGUGUUCAACUAAGAAUGCUUUCAUGCAUGUGGUCGGUUUCUGGCAAGCCAGCCGGAAGAAACUGUGAAGGCUCGCGUCGCCCAUCCGCCGCGAGAGCCUGUCCUUUCCAAGACCUACCCGCAUGUUCACCUGAAGCUUUAGCUUUGCAGCAAGAUGAAACUUGCGAUGAUCAAUCCCGGUAUUGCGAUAUCAUUAAAUUAUUCCAAUCUUGCGACACAAAGGAAGUUCGCGAGCGAUGCUGUGCCACUUGCCGUUAUAUGGAGACGAAACGUCGCAUCUAG
This is a messenger RNA of Auanema sp. JU1783, 3096 nucleotides long. The record is from the annotation of a GenBank genome assembly. NCBI's taxonomy places the organism in Eukaryota, Metazoa, Nematoda, Chromadorea, Rhabditida, Rhabditidae.